Colletotrichum destructivum is the source of this 471-nucleotide messenger RNA. RefSeq lists its product as uncharacterized. The transcript has 2 exons. Lineage: Eukaryota; Fungi; Ascomycota; Sordariomycetes; Glomerellales; Glomerellaceae. The coding region runs from base 1 to 471 and encodes 156 amino acids. The record is from RefSeq and is a predicted model, not a curated record.
AUGGGGAAACCACCUCUUCGGCACUGGACGCUGUCGCCCUCCGUCGCCGGCGGGAUCGCUGAGAGAGUUGAGAACCCGUUUGUGUUAUUGGAUCACAUGAAAGCUUCUCGUCGCAUCCAACUUGUUGCUGAUUGCUGUUGCCAGUUCAACGAGCACGUUGGCGAGUUGCAAAGAGAAGGUGUUUUCCAAUUCGGACGAGAAUCCCAUUUCAAUUGGAAGCGGAAUGUGGUAUGGGCGGGUCAACUAUUGACACUCACAUGUCCUGAGGACUUGUCUGGUCUAGGACCAUUGCCCUCCAUCGUCGCGAUGCAAUUGAUCCCCGAUUGUGAAUCCGGGUACAGGAGCAAUGGGAAUCCCUGUGCGACCCUCGAAGCAUUGCAACCGGAUUGGAGACAAGGGCAAGUCUUGCCCUUGUUUCGUGGGCUUUUUUCUCAGUUGAAAGGCUUCAAUCAGAUACCAGCAGCUGGAUAG